Molecule: messenger RNA, 1389 nt
Organism: Bathycoccus prasinos
Lineage: Eukaryota; Viridiplantae; Chlorophyta; Mamiellophyceae; Mamiellales; Bathycoccaceae
Product: squalene synthase
Exons: 1
Coding region: 1-1389 (462 amino acids)
Biological process (GO): farnesyl diphosphate metabolic process; lipid biosynthetic process
Cellular component (GO): endoplasmic reticulum membrane
Molecular function (GO): squalene synthase [NAD(P)H] activity
Source: RefSeq, a predicted model, not a curated record
AUGGGUGCCAUCUCGGUCCUCCUGAGACAUCCGUUCGAUGUGUUUCCCUUACUCAGGGUGAAAAAAAUGGCCGACGAGGCGAAGAAACUCCCGAAAGAAGAAAACUUGGCGUUUUGUUACGACAUGCUGAACAAAGUCUCGCGGUCGUUCGCGAUUGUUAUUCAACAAUUAGACGAGGAGUUACGAGACGCGGUGUGCAUCUUCUAUCUGGUGUUACGAGCGUUGGAUACGAUCGAGGACGACAUGGCCAUCGACAACGCGGAGAAAGUACCGCAGCUUUUGAAGUUUCACGAGGACAUAUAUGAUCCGGAAUAUAAACACUUAACGUGCGGAGAGAAACAUUACAAGACGCUGAUGGUAGAAUAUCCGAAAGUGACGAACGUUUUCUUACGAUUGAAGAAGCCGUAUAAAGACGUCAUCGCGGACAUCACGAGACGCAUGGGAAAAGGGAUGGCGGAUUUCAUCGAGAGCGAAGUGAACACGUUGAAAGACUGGGACGUGUACUGCCAUUACGUCGCCGGGUUAGUUGGGAUUGGUCUGUCAGAUUUAUGGGCCGGAUCAAAGUUGGAAGAGAAGAAGUUCAAGACUGAAAUGGAGGAUUUAAGCAACGCCAUGGGGUUGUUUUUACAAAAGACGAACAUCGUGAGAGAUUAUUUGGAGGACAUACAGGAGAUUCCGAGACCGAGAAUGUUUUGGCCGCGAGUGGUGUGGGGAAAAUACGCGACGAGCUUGGACGACUUGCAAUACAAGAAGAAUCGAACGAACGCGGUGCAUUGUUUGAACGAGUUGAUUACGAACGCGCUGACGCACGCGUGCGACUCGUUAGAGUACAUGAGCCGAGUGAAAACGCCGUCUAUUUUUCGAUUUUGCGCGAUUCCGCAGGUUAUGGCUAUAGCGACAUUAGCGGAGUGUUACGAUAACGGGAAGGUGUUUGAAGGCGUGGUUAAAAUCCGAAGGGGCUUAUCGGCUCGCAUCAUGUUAUCGUCCAACGACACGUAUCAAAUCGGGCAAGGUUUCAAACACUUUGUGAAGAUUUUGAAGAACAAAGUGCGAAAAGAAGACCCGAACCGUAAGGAAACCAUGCGAUUAUGCGAUUUGGCCACGGAGAAAGCGCAAGAGAUGAUCGAUUCGAGCGACCGAGGGAAACUGGAAAAGUUACGAAACGCGAAUAACGACCAACCGUUGUCCAUGGGCGUUAAAGUUGGUUUGUUGACGUUAUUCGGCGGGUACGCCGCGUACGCGUUCAACUUGGAACAAAUGCGCGAGAGCAUGGGAUUGAACCCGAAAAACGGCGCUCGUUGGGUGGACCAAAUGCAACAGGUCUUUGCCGUCAUGGGUGUUUUGUUUGUGAUGUUUUUGAUGUACUCCACGCGGCGCACUCGGCGGUGA